This is a messenger RNA of Pimephales promelas (fathead minnow), 8777 nucleotides long. It is a transcript of the gene dot1l, whose product is annotated as DOT1 like histone lysine methyltransferase. The record is from RefSeq and is a predicted model, not a curated record. Gene Ontology annotation, biological process: DNA repair; regulation of transcription regulatory region DNA binding; DNA damage checkpoint signaling. Gene Ontology annotation, cellular component: nucleus. Gene Ontology annotation, molecular function: histone H3K79 methyltransferase activity. Lineage: Eukaryota; Metazoa; Chordata; Actinopteri; Cypriniformes; Leuciscidae.
GCAUUUUUUUCAUUCGUGAGCCGGUCAAGAUGGCGGCGGUACUGCCGAGACUGAGCAGCCGCUCGGCUUAAUCGAUCAUUUUCUCUAAAUCACCGGGGCAGAUCGGAUCCAAAUCGACCAAAUCUUGCGGCGCAACUUUGUGAAAUCACCCCCACCCUGCGAUAUUCAACCUUUACUGGGGAGAAUGGGAGAAAAGCUGGAGUUAAAACUGAAGUCGCCGGUCGGAGCCGAAGCUGCAGGCUACCCGUGGCCCUUGCCUGUAUAUGAUAAACAUCAUGAUGCUGCACAUGAAAUCAUCGAGACCAUACGCUGGGUGUGUGAAGAGAUCCCAGAUCUCAAACUCGCCAUGGAGAACUACGUACUUAUCGACUACGACACCAAGAGCUUUGAGAGUAUGCAGAGACUGUGUGAUAAGUACAACAGAGCCAUUGACAGCAUUCACCAACUGUGGAAAGGGACCACCCAACCCAUGAAACUGAACAAGCGGCCUUCUAACGGCCUGCUGCGUCACAUCCUGCAGCAGGUGUACAACCACUCCGUCACCGACCCGGAGAAACUCAACAACUACGAGCCAUUCUCUCCCGAGGUGUACGGAGAGACCUCCUUCGACCUUGUGGCCCAGAUCAUUGACGAGAUGGAGAUGAUGGAAGACGACACCUUUGUGGAUUUGGGCUCUGGGGUUGGUCAGGUAGUCCUGCAGGUCGCUGCAGCCACCAACUGUAAACACUACUUUGGCGUGGAGAAAGCAGACACUCCAGCAACCUAUGCAGAGUCAAUGGAUAAAGAAUUUAAGAGGUGGAUGAAGUGGUAUGGCAAAAAACAUGGCGAGUACACGUUGGAAAGGGGAGAUUUCCUGUCAGAAGAAUGGAAGGAACGAAUAGCCAGCACAAGUGUUAUUUUUGUGAAUAACUUUGCCUUUGGUCCUGAGGUGGACCACCAGCUGAAGGAACGAUUCGCCAACAUGAAGGAAGGUGGAAAAAUUGUAUCCUCAAAACCUUUUGCACCUCUUAACUUCAGAAUAAACAGCCGAAACUUAAGUGAUAUUGGCACAAUAAUGAGAGUAGUUGAACUGUCCCCUCUGAGGGGAUCGGUGUCGUGGACGGGGAAGCCAGUGUCGUACUAUCUGCAUACAAUAGACCGCACCAUACUUGAAAACUAUUUUUCUAGUCUCAAAAAUCCUAAACUCAGGGAGGAGCAGGAGGCAACCAGAAGGCGGCAGCAGAAGGACAGUAAGGAGAAUAAGAGCAACACCACCACCCCGACCAAGCCCAAGGAGCACAAGACGCAGCAUGAUUCGGGUGGUGAGGAGGUCCGCUCGAACUCACAUGUGCCAGUGAAGCCUUCGCCCAAACCCCGCCGGGCCAAACUGCUGUCCAGGGGCCGCAAGCUCAGCAACAGGAAGCGCGGACGGCCUAAGAAGGCUGCCGCUACCACCGCGGCCGAGCGCAAGAGCAAGAAGAGCCAGAGCGCCCUCGAUCUGCUUCAUGCCAAGACCCUCUCAGCGGCCCCCCCUCAGGAUCCUCAGAGUCCGUUCUAUCAGCUACCUCCCAAAGUGCAGCAUUAUACAUCAAGUCAGCUUCUCUUGGGCCCCACUCCACCAGGCCUGCAGGCUCUUCUUGAUAACGUGAAAGUCCAGUACCUGCAGUUCAUGGCCUACAUGAAGACACCACAGUACCGCACCAACCUGCAGCAAGCUCUUGAGCAGGAAAAGCUGAGGCACACAGAACUAUCCGGUCAAGCCCAACAGCUGCUCAAUGCUUGUAAUAGCCACAAGGAGAGGAUCAGAGACCUUUUCCAGUCUAAACUGGAGGAACUGGGCGUGAAGGCGGUAACCGUGGAGGACCUGGUACAAGCUCAGAAGGAGAUCACAGCCCACAACAUGCAGCUGAGGGAACAGACCAAACAGCUGGAGAGGGAUAUGGCAGAGCUCCGCGAUCAGAGCCUGGUGCUGCUGAAGGCUCGAUGUGAGGAGCUCAAGUUAGACUGGGGGUCUCUGUGUUUGGAGACUCUGUUAAAAGAGAAAGCCGCAUUACGAAGACAAAUCUCAGAGAAACAGCGCCACUGUCUGGAGCUCCAGAUCAGCAUUGUUGAACUAGAGAAGAGCCAGAGGCAGCAAGAGCUCCUGCAGCUCAAGUCAUCCUACAGCCCGUGUGAGGUGUCCCCCUACCGAAAGGCCCUCCCUGGCCCAGAUACCCGGCUCACGCUGGAUUCCGACACCCCCAGACUUACCCCACAAGCUUCUGCAGGACUCAACGGCCUCAGUCCCGAGCUAUCCAUCAAUGGCACGUCCUCGCCAGGUUAUGAGAGAGGCGGUGGAAGUGGAAUGGGGAAAAAUGAGCUCCUCACCCGCUACCUGCCCAUUUCCCCUGACCAUGAAAUUGUGCCACCCACCCCAGACUCGAGAACCAGGCAGCUAGGGCAACCCCAGCCCGACUACACCCGCUUUUCUCCAGCCAAGAUCGCACUCCGUAGGCACCUCAAUCAAGAUUCAGCUGCCAAUCAAUUUAGAGCCCUUGGCAACAUCCACCGGGGCGACAUUGUUGCGGUUUCAUCUCCAACUCUGGGAUUAAAACAGGCUUGCUCUUCACCCAAUUCAUCUGAUAUUCAAACGACCACCACACCCAAGAACACAGAUAGGGCCGAUAAGGAAAAGAGCCCGGCUGCUCCCGGCGACACUAUAACCAGUCUACCAAUAAGCAUCCCCCUCAGCACUGUGCAUCCCAGUAAACUUCCUGUCAGUAUCCCGCUAGCCAGUGUGGUGCUGCCGAACCGUGCAGAAAGACUGAGGAGCACUCCUAGUCCAGUUUCAAAUCCAGCUGGACAGAGCAAUGGCAAGGCACCUCUCACGCCUACCUCAGGGUACUCCUCCAGCUCAGGAUUGGCUAAUGGCUGUCACUCUGCCAUGCUGACCGAGGACCAAGACUGUGACACCGCAUCCCCUCCCCCUCACAGCACACCUAUCAUGGGGCUUCAGUCCCGCGGCUCUGGCCUCAGUCCUCCACUGGGCACCGGAGGUGUGCUGCAGUAUGCCGAUGGCCCACCAAGGCUUCCCCCCGAGGACGGCCAUGACCGCCAGGGCCACGAAUCCGACACAGAGCCCUUGGACAGCGAGGCUCGUCGUCGUAUCUUUUUCUCCUCGUCCUCUUCCUCCUCGUCGUCUUCAUCCUCCACUGGAGGCUCGAGGCUGCACCAUGGGUCGGUAAAGCAGGGUCACCAUCAUCACAAUAAACACCACCAUCACCACCACCAUAAUCAUCACUCUCCAAGUUCUCAUAGCCACGAGGGGCGGAAGCGUGGCCGGCGGAAGCGCAGCUCCUCUGGGGUCAUGCCCAUAAGCGGCUCCCCCAAAAGAAGGGCGUUUCCUGGUCUGGGCUGCCCAAGCCAUUCCUCUGGAUCGCCGCUUAAUAUCAAUUCUAUGGUGAACAACAUAAACCAGCCUUUGGAGAUCUCCGCCAUCUCUUCCCCGGAGCAAUCAGGCCGAAGCCCAUGCGGGCCAGAUCUAGAUCAGCCUCCCGUGCUCAAAAGAGAGCGUCCCCUGGAGCUCAACACAGAUCGCUAUUCCUCCACCCCUAGUUCGGACGAAGAGGGCACCAAUUACGCUCCAGACACUUCUAGUUCAAGCCGAAUCGAACGGAAAAUUGCCACAAUUUCCUUAGACCGAGAUGGACCUAUGAGAGAUGUGGAAAGGGGCUCGCAGGGACGUAAAUCCGGUGCCAGCAGCGUGAGCAGUGAGGUGUCCUCUUCCUCCGGAGCCAGCAAGUGGAAAUCCACCUUCUCCCCAAUCUCUGACACCAAGCCAACUCCUUCGGACCUCCGCCAAGGUGGUUCGCCGUUCGGCAUGGGGACAUCCCGAGGGAGCACGGACUCUGACUCAGACCAGAAACCACAGAGGAGAGGGGAACGUGAACGUGAGCCUUACGGGAACUCAAACCUCUUCCUCAGUCAGGAUGGUGGCGGUCGCUCGGUCGUCAACACGGAGCGCCCGCUGCAGAAACAGAAAGUGCGGGAGUGGGACCUGAAAUCCGUAAGUGGAUUGGCCAGCCAGAACCUCUUUAUAUCUGCCGCGGCCAGUGGCGGUAUCCUGAGUGGGAAAGUGGGCGGGACCACUACUGUUUCGUCUGCAUCCUCAGUGGGACAGUACUUUCCCCUGGGUGGGGCUUCAGUUCUGCAGUCCUUAUUUGGAGCGCAGACGCCCGGACCAGCCACCAGCGGAGCCCCCCGGUUGGUCAACGGACAUUCGGCGCUUGGCAGUUUCUCCAGCGCCGGGCUGGCAGGGGGCGCUGCAGGAGGGAUUUUUCACCAUAUGGUGCCUUCAGUCUCCUCACAGCAGUCUGGGGCCAAUGUGCCGGGCCCCGGGGCCCUCAGUUCCCAGCAGAGGCAUCUGGACACAAACCCCAAACCAGGGGCCUCGUUCUUGGCCUCUGGCCCCUCGCAGCAUAGCCGCACACAGACAGUCCUGCACACGCCCACCCAAGCCCUUCCUCCGCCCCCUCCCCUUCUGAACACGUCCUCUGCUGUCCCUCCCCAACCUUCCUCCCCGCGUUCCUCAAGGCCGCAGUCGUCCCUCCCCGCCUCCACCUCCUCCCCAUCUCUGGCCACCUCAUCCGCUUCAGUCACCACCUCUGCUUCCUCCCGGCCCUUCACUGUGCACUAUCCCCCGCAUCUGCCGCCUCCGCACCCCCCCGGCAGCACUGGUUCAGGCGGGGCUGGGGUCUCCUGGAGGACUCUGGGUCUGCAGGCUUCCUACACAGCCUCGCAGAUCCCCGGCAAUCGCCCCAGAUAGGACACGUCCGGGGUGGGGGAGGGGGGGUUGAAAUUGAAAGACGCUAACUAGACGGAUACAGGGAAGCUACUGCAUUCUGCAAGCUAUGUUAUUUUGAGUCUGAACAAGGUAACUGAAGAAAUCUACCUCAACCCAACAUAACCUAUGCAAUGGACAGGUGUGGACCAAUGGGCUCGACUCGCUCACCGGUGCUCGAACAUUUUCUAAAGCCGCCACUGUAAAAAAAAAAACUGGCAUGGGUAUCAGAACUUAUCACAGGUGCAGCUUCACACACACACACACACACACAUACACACACACGCCCCCUAAAUCAAUGACAAUGGGCCCUACACAAAAAAUUACUUGUGAAUCUCUAUAACCUUGCUGCUGUUAUCAAUGAAAAGAAAUGUGGCUUUUAUGAAUGAUAAAAUCGUAUUCGGGUGGACUCCAUGAAGCCUUUAAAGCCUGAGCUUGUGCUAAAAUCACUAUUUUAGAAGUUUUAGUCACUUUUUUUGACCAAUAAUUGUUCUGUAGCAUAAUAUCAUCUUUGUAUUGGGUAUUUUAAUCUCUUCGUUUUCCACACAAGGUAAAUAAUAGGAAUCCACAAGCUCCGACUGUAAAAGAGUGAAUCUCCAAGUUAUAUUUUACCCCAAAAAGAAGAAAAUGUAUAGAACCACAAAAAAAAAAAAAAUGUCUUGUUUAUUUCUUAAUAAAUUCUUAGCAAAUCACAUGAUAUUAAAAGUUUAAAUAAAUAUUUAAAUAAUAAUAGAAUAUGAAACUAAAUAUAUUUUGCGUGACAUUUGUUUGCAUCACAGUUUUGUCAUUAAAAUAGACCCUACAAAAAAUACUUCAAUUUCAAAUUCUUCUUAUUACUAUUUUCUUUUUGGUUUUUUGGGGUAUAAUAUGACCCUCUUGAUAGGCUUCAUGAGAUACACUGAUAAUAAAAUAAUUGAAUUAUUUUUACACUGGAUCAUAAUUUACCUGUGGAUCUAUUAACGACGUAUUAUGGCUGCAUGUCAUUUUUUUAAUUCUAAAAUUUGGAAGCUUUUAUUAAUCAAAGGGGCGGGGGGGGGGGGACUUUAAUUUUACACACAUAUAAAAUAAAUCGUAAACAAUUAAAACGAGAUUGAAACGCAAUCUGCCGGGAGAGAAGCCGUUAGAGCCACAGAAUGAGCGAAUGCCUGUAAGGAUCUUAUUGAAUCACUACGUUAACCGUUUGGUUUAGGGCCCUGUCGUAACACACAAGCUUCCACGUUCUUGACAGUUACUGCUGAACUUUUAAUACAGUGCACAUAUUUUGUUCAAUCUGGGCGCGGCGUCUUACACGGUACAGGCUUAUUCAGGUGAAUCUGGUGCUGAACCGUUUUCUUGACAGAUUUCGUAGGCGUUUUCUUUCGGAUUGCGAAAUCCGACGUUGUCGUGGUGCUCUCCGCAAUCUGGAAAACCAGCACACACUCGUACAUGCAUACAAACAGACACUCACACACUGAUUAAAAGAUGUACACACACUGGGAAAAUACAAGAUCACAAAACGACAACAAAACUACUGGGGAACUUCAACUCAUCCUUUUUGUUUUUCUUUGUGUAUUUUUGUUUUUCUUGUACUGUGAAUGGUAGUCUCUCUCAGACUGUAUAAUUGUGUAUAUAAUUUGGGUUAUUUAUCAUUUUAAUUUAGUCUUUUUUGUUAUUUUUUGGUGUGUGAUUGCUCUUUUUUGUUACAGAGCAGAGCACAACAUGUGCAAAGUGUGUAUGUACUUGACUCGCAGUCUAAAAAGACAUGGUGCUACAAUCUGUACAACUUUAGACUGCUUAUUUAUAUUAAGAUCAUCAACAAAGAAAAAGAAAUGAAUAAAGAUUUUGGUGGUGCUUUUAACACAGGGAUGUUUUGAAGCCUUGCGGCAUUUAUUUUUCCUAUAUUUAUAAUGUAAUCGUAUUAUUUGGCGCCCAGCACGAAGAAACACUUGGAUCAGUGCCGUUUUUCUAUAGAAGAAACACCUUUUCGUCUUAAUUUACCUUAAAGAAGCAUGAAAAAAGUACAUUGCAGAACUUUAUAGGAUGAUUUUUUUUUUUUUUUUUUUUCAAAAUGUAUUUACUUCAAUGGUGCUCCAACGUCGACCUGUGUGACAGGUAGUGAAUGCUUUGAAUAAUACAUUUGGCAAACUGGUGCCAACUGGCAUUUAGUUCCUUAAGAUUUUACUUUCUCGUUAGGAUAAAGUGUGCUAAGCCUAUUUGCCUACCGUCUUGGCCCGUGCGGCUUGGUGCUGUUUCUUAAAAUCGUUGUUUUCUUCGCAAUAUAACACAAACCGCUUCAUCUUACACAAACUUGGCGCGGCCGUUCACAUGGAUGUCAGACCAAUUAUGCCCAUACAAUCCACUAUCAAAGCCUGUCUUAGAGUGCAUUGCGUUGUGUAUCCUAGAGUUUGAGCCUAUUACGUAUCGUGGUGAUGUGAAGUUGUUCUGAUGUGACCGGUUGUAGAGAUCGCUAGUGUUUUUGUCAGUGGGCUUGUACUAGUGGUCGACCGAUAUGGGUUUUCCAAUGACUUUUGGAAUAAUUACUAGCAUAUCUAGAGAAUAGACUUGCCAGUAGCAUAUUUAAUGGAUUAUAUUAAAUAUUUGGAGAAUUCAUACAUUCUGUUGUCAUUCCAAACCUCUAGGACUUAAUUUCUUCUGCAGAACACACAAAAAAAAGAAAACCAGUUUGUCCAUACUGUGAAAGUCAUUGGGGUCCAAAAUUUGGACCCCAUUGACUUACAUUAUGUGGACGAAAUUUUUGAGAUUUCCGCCUGCCCGAUAUAUCGGUCUAUCACUAGCUAUUUCAGCGUUGUCAAAAUAGUCAUUGGCGUGCAACAUUGUCGACUUGAAGACAAAGCGGGAGUUGACUUCCUCAUUGUUUUGCGUCCUUAUUUCUUUUUAUAAUGUUUUCUUGCUCAAGUAUGUGCUCAAGGAAAAAUCAACCUCACCUAAGCGUUAGUCAGAAUGCUGUUUAAUAGACUAUGGUGUAUAAUAAUAUUAAAAAAAAAGUUUAAAUGGUCUCUCUGUCCAAUUAACAUGAGGACAUUUUAUUGAAAUAGGAUAUUGACCAUUAAUUGUUAACCAGCACUGAGGGUUUUUUUGUUGUAAUUAAUAGUCAAUGUUAAUGUUACUUGUUUUAUUGGCCGUUUUGUGUUUUGAUAUCUUUACGACUGUUUAUCGAUGAUGGUUUUAUUAUGAUUUCCUAAUCCUGAGCAUUUGGAUACUCUUCAGAACAGUAUGAUGGUGCUCUCCUACACUUUAAACAAGGAAAAUGCAGCUAUGAAAUUCAUGCGCCUUACAUUGUGAGGGGUUAACAUUUAAUAAACGUCAUUGCAAGCUUUGCUUUGUGACGUCUCAUUUGAACUCUUGUCCAGAUGCUGUCUCCUGUUAGGGUGGAAAUUAAGCUCUUCUCGAAAUCGAUGUUAAGCUAUUUAAAAGGAUAACAGAUCGUAAUUCUUGAUGUUGCUUUUUCUCAGGUACGUGUUUAAGGUUGUGCGUUGCAAAAGGCAACUCGAGUCCUUUCGCAUGUUAUAAAUAGAUUUACAAAUAUGUUGGGAUUAUGUAAAUUUAGAUGUCUAAAUAUGUAAAUUCAUAUAGGUUGGUCUAGUUUCUCAGGAGCAUCAGUUCUGGCUUUAAUAGUUUUGCAUAUUAAAAGGGAAUGUUGAAAAUAUUGGCUAGCUGAUAGAUAUAAAUGAAGAUGAAUUUGCUUUACUGUACAUUACCUGUUAUAGAAUUUUAAUACACCAUCUCAAAUGUCGUAAUUUGCCCUUUUUAAGUUAUUAGAAUGAAUUUGAAAGAUAUGCGUUCCUAUUUUCAAUUAAUCACAAUCUUAUUAAUCUAAUGAUUUUAGUUGAUAAGGUUUUAAAUCUCAGCUUUUUGUUAAUAGUGUUUCCAAUAAAAGCUCAGUUUGAUCCAUUUUUUUUGUUUUCAUUGCCUUACUUGCAUAAUGUACAAAGAUUAAUGUCCAGCUGGCAACGGUAAUUUAGCAAUAAAACAAUUACAA